AUGAUUCCAGGCUGGAAGCUACUGAACUAUCAAUUUCUCAUCGCACUUGCCCUCUGCAUGUAUAUUCUUCCAGUCGCUGCAGAAUUGUUCCUUUGCGCCUGUCUGUGGAUUACGUCAAGACGUCAGCAAAGCAAGUGCAAAAUAAGGGGACAAAGAAGUGUGAGAUCGCGAGAUUGGAUGUCACCGGCGGGUUAUGGAAAUGUCAACUCGAGCAUUUUUGGAACUCCCCACGGACCAGUUGAUAACGAAGAUGCUUCCAGAACAAGUUCAAAAAAGCCCAAGCAUCUGAAACUUCAAGAAACGAUUGUUAAGUACGCCUACCUUGAUACAAUCAUCUACAGUUUUCUCUGGGGUCCAUGGUACCUAACAAUGCUAUUUGUUAUCAGAAUCGAAAGCUCAAAAUCUGUCCUUUACGUCGGUCAAAAUCUCCAGCAUCAAGGAAGAAUUAUGCACUUCAUCAUUUAUAUCGCCCUCAUUUUUGUCUAUAUCUACUUUGUUAUUUGGCCUCUGCGAUGCGUGAGAAUGGCCGAUCCGGAUAGCCGAAAACCUCAGCAAAGAGACUAUUCGAAAAUUUUGAGGAGCGAUCGGACUGAAGAACUUCCUCGAAGAGAAAGGAGGAAUGCAUUUAUAGAUGCCGCGAUCAGCCGGUCAAAUCAAAUUACAAAUCUAACGAGCGCGCUUUCUGAUGAAACUCUUUGCGCGAAUGAAGAACAAGAAGACAAUGUAAAAACUUAUAUAAAUAUCAACACGCUUGCAGUUUGA
Molecule: messenger RNA, 762 nt
Organism: Oikopleura dioica
Lineage: Eukaryota; Metazoa; Chordata; Appendicularia; Copelata; Oikopleuridae
Source: the annotation of a GenBank genome assembly